This is a messenger RNA of Papaver somniferum (opium poppy), 561 nucleotides long. Its product is annotated as F-box protein CPR1-like. Bases 1 to 561 code for a protein of 186 amino acids. The record is from RefSeq and is a predicted model, not a curated record. NCBI's taxonomy places the organism in Eukaryota, Viridiplantae, Streptophyta, Magnoliopsida, Ranunculales, Papaveraceae. The transcript is spliced from 3 exons.
AUGUCUUAUGGGUUUAGUUAUGACUCCAGGAUUGAUGAUUAUAAAAUGAUUAGAGUUGUGAAUUUUGCUAAUGAGGAUGAUAGUUGUGAAGUUAGGGUUUAUACGUUGGGGAAUGAUUCAUGGAAAAGCCUGGGGUUUAUUCCUUAUCAUCUGUCUUAUGGAAGAGCACCUGGAAGUGCCCAACCUGAGUCUUUGAGUGAGAAGUUUCAUGUCAGUGUCUGUGGUUUCGAAAGCUUGCUUUGCUUACUGGCUAAUAAUUUCCAGGUUCAUAUGGAUAUUUGGGUGAUGAAGGAAUAUGGAAUUAGAGAUUCUUGGACUAAGCUAUUCAGGAUUUCGCAACCGACUGAUAUUAGAUUAUUUCAUUAUGUGAAGCCAUUUCAAAUAAGAUCUCGGGCUCUAUCUGGUUUAGUAUCACGUCACCUUUCAAUGGCUGCCUUAACCAGUCAGUGUCAUAAGAAGCAGGAUGGGAUACUCCCUGAAAAUGCCCCGUUCGUUGCUUUCUUUUUCUUCGUUGUUGGGGACACAGCAUGUGAGAGGUCAAGUCAUAUUGUCAGAACUUGA